CCUCUUGAAAAGAGGACAAAGAACACGCAUCUCCCCAGAUUUUUAAAGAGGAAGCACCGUGGUAAGAAAAAAUAUCUUUAAGUAAAGAGGAUUCAAAAAGGGGAGGAGGAAAAAAAUACACGAUGGUGUGAUGACCUUGAGUUGCAGCCUAGAAUCUGGAGCCCAUUGGAAUGCAGAUUUAAAGCUCUCUCUCUCUUAAUUUUGACGCCAUAAAUGGAUAAUUGAAAGCUCCAUAACUGCAAUGUUUACUUUAAAAUGGAUCAGUAAUAUAAAUUUAUGGCCUGUGGGCCAUAUAUACAUUACAGCCUUCCACCACCUGCCGUAGGCAAGCUGCCAAAGGCAAGCUUUAAGCAACAGAGCCUCUUUCCUGGUUCUGUGUGUGAAAUAUUCUCUCUCAGAUUUGACGUCUACAUCUCUGCCUGUCUGUAAUUGCUAUAUGUGUGCCUCGGUGCAUUGGCUCCCUUUGGCUUCUUCAACAGUAUGAAUUUCCAAAAGAGAGAGAAACUCCAGGGAUGUGAAUAGAAAGACUAUUGUCAAGUGCCGGGAUGGUGAGACUUGCGGAUAGAAACCUCUCCCAGGCAUUGUGAACUUUCAGAAUGGUGUAAAUUCCCAUGGAUAUGAAUUCUCAGAUCGGGAUUAAUCCCCAUGGAUUGUGAAUGAUCAAAAUGAGACUCUUCGGUAAAGUUAAACUUUCAGAACUUAAGACCCCCCCUCAGAAUGUGAACUUUCCAAAGGAUAUAAAAAGCUCAGGGAUUUCGAACCUCAAGUGGUUCAUCCCUCAAAUAUAAGUACAUUCUCAGAAGUUCCUUCAUCAGGAAUGGGUCUCCAGACACAGGAAGUAUAUGAAGGGUCACGUGGCAGGAAGUGGCCAUUUUGAAAAAGGACUCUUUGUGACAAUAACCAGGCAUUUGUAUUAUAAUGAUAAGAAAGGGACCAUCUUAUUCUUGUCACUUUGCGACAAAUACUACCACGAUUCAUUACUUUCCAUCAGUGCAUCAUCCUAUGGAGGAAUCACCACUGCCUAUCCACAUUGAGGAGGGGACAGAAGUCCCGAUUGAGAUCAGAGGUAUGGCCACAAAGGAGAAGCUUCAGUGCUUGAAAGAUUUCCACAAGGACAUCCUCAAACCUUCCCCUGGCAAGAGCCCAGGGACACGUCCUGAGGAUGAAGCAGAGGGAAAGCCGCCCCAGCGGGAGAAGUGGGCGAGUAAGAUUGACUUCCUGCUCUCUGUGGCUGGUGGAUUCAUUGGUUUAGGCAACGUCUGGCGGUUUCCGUAUCUCUGCUAUAAAAAUGGCGGAGGUGCAUUUCUUAUACCUUAUUUUAUUUUCCUGUUUGGGGGAGGUCUUCCUGUAUUUUUCCUGGAAGUGGCGCUAGGACAGUAUACCUCUGAAGGGGGAAUUACAUGCUGGGAGAAGAUCUGCCCUAUUUUCACUGGAAUUGGUUAUGCUUCCAUAGUGAUCGUGUCCCUUCUGAACGUGUACUACAUUGUCAUCCUGGCUUGGGGCCUGUACUAUCUGUUCCAGUCAUUUCAGAGCGUCCUACCCUGGGCUCAUUGUCAUCAGGAAUGGAACACACCUACAUGUGUAGAAGACACUCUCAGGAAGAACAAAACACUUUGGAUGUCACUGAAUGCCACUAACUUCACUUCCCCCGUCACAGAGUUUUGGGAGCACAACGUACUGAGCUUGUCCUCAGGAAUUGAGGAAGUCGGUGUCGUCAAGUGGGAUCUAGCACUGUGUCUCCUUCUUGUCUGGGUGAUAUGUUUCUUCUGCAUUUGGAAAGGAGUCAAGUCAACCGGGAAAGUUGUGUACAUCACUGCCACAUUCCCAUUUGUAAUGCUUCUCGUGCUGUUAAUCCGUGGUGUGACCCUGCCUGGCGCUGCAGAAGGCAUCAAGUUUUAUCUAUAUCCCGAUAUCACACGUUUGGCAGACCCACAGGUAUGGAUAGAUGCAGGGACACAAAUCUUCUUCUCGUAUGCAAUCUGCUUAGGAGCAAUGACUUCCCUGGGAAGCUACAACAAGUACAAAUACAACUGCUAUAGGGACUGUUUGCUGCUGGGAUGCCUGAACAGUGGUACCAGUUUUGUGUCUGGCUUCGCAAUUUUUUCCGUCCUGGGCUUCAUGGCACAAGAGCAAGGGGUGAACAUUGCUGAUGUGGCAGAGUCAGGUCCAGGCCUGGCCUUCAUCGCCUACCCAAAAGCUGUGUCCAUGAUGCCGCUGCCCACCUUCUGGGCAAUCCUUUUUUUUAUUAUGCUUCUGUUGCUUGGACUGGAUAGCCAGUUUGUUGAAGUUGAAGGACAGAUCACAUCAUUAGUUGAUCUGUACCCAUCCUUCCUAAGGAAGGGUUACCGACGGGAAAUCUUCAUCGCUAUAGUAUGUUUCCUAAGCUAUCUUCUGGGACUAACUAUGGUGACUGAAGGUGGCAUGUAUGUUUUUCAACUCUUUGACUACUAUGCAGCUAGUGGUGUAUGCCUUUUGUGGGUUGCAUUCUUUGAAUGUAUUGCUGUAGCCUGGGUUUAUGGCGCUGAUAAUAUUUAUGAUGCCAUUGAGGAUAUGAUUGGAUACAGACCUGGUCCCUGGAUGAAAUGGAGCUGGAUUUUAAUCACACCAGUUCUUUGUGUGGGGUGCUUUAUCUUUUCCUUGGCCAAGUAUAAACCUCUGACCUACAACAAGGUCUACACAUAUCCUGACUGGGCAAUUGGCCUGGGUUGGGUUCUUGCCCUUUCCUCCAUGAUCUGCAUCCCAAUGGUGAUGGUCAUACGCAUCAUACAGUCAGAUGGAUCGCUCAUUGAGAGGAUAAAAGCAGUGGCUGCUCCCAAGGAAGUGAAUCGGUGGGCCAAGGACAGAGGAAGCGCCACUCCAUUUUGCGCCAAUGGAACUGCUAAUGGCGGAUUGAUCAAGCCAACUCAUAUCAUUGUGGAGACUAUGAUGUGAGCUCUCUCUAUGAGAGGAUAAACCUGCUUUAACUGCCGUUUACUAACCAUAGAUUCUCAUAGGACCAGGUUUACAGAGCUUUAUAUUUGCACUAGGAUUUAUUUUUAUUUCUCACAGAGAAGUUAUUUUUUGUGUGUGUGGUUUUUUUUGUUUUUUUUUUGUUUUUUUUAAAAUAUUUUGUAAGGUAAUCACAGCAGACACCUCUCUGGGGAGGCCGAGCUUUCAUAUCAGACUAGAUAUAUUACAGGAAUUUACUAUUAUUGGGUUUUUUAAGUAUAUAUCUAUCUCUAAAUAUUGUACUCCUUACCACUUGAAUUGAUUGUCUUGCCAGCAAUAUAUUCAAGUCUCGGACAGCCAGUUUUAGGUGCUGGUGUGGUGGGGAACAGGGUCAACCCUAGAACACACAAAUGAGCUCUGUUGAGAGGUCUUUUUUUUUUUUUCUCCUUUUUUUUAAAGAAAAAGAAAACAACAGAUAUUGCUCUGAGAGUUUGUUUUUCAAAGGUGUAGUACUUUUGUUUUCCUCUGGUUCAAAUGAGGCGAAUGACAGACUUCAGGUUCACGUCAGGAAAAGGGUACUGAACACUGUGACAUUUGUCAUGGUCCAUGCUAAAAAAAUGUACAUAUUUGCUCAAUGGGAGGUGAGAAGUUUGGAGUGGAGGAGAAGCGGUUAGGAACAAAAGACCAAUCAGGAUCAUUGUCAUUCCUGAGCACAGCUGAGGAGCUUCAUCACUGUGGAAGGCAAUGACCGCAGAGGAGAGCAAGUUUGCCAACUCAGCCCUCUUUACUCUAGCAAAAUUUUGACUGCCUGCAGCAAAAGGUUUGUGCGAGUCUGAAGUUCUGGACACAGCCCCUUAGUUUUCCUGCACACUGUAUUUUAGUCGAGGGGGUACUUGAGUUCAACUUAAAUUUUGCUGCAACAGAACACUAGGCUUUUCUGGAGAAAAGCAUGCAAGUGCCGAAGAGCUGAGUUAAGAGAAGGCAGCAUUUGGUAUCUGCGGAACUCCAAAACCAAAAAAAAAAUGGGAAAGAUGUUUGGGAUUGUUUUUAUUCAACUAUUGGGCUUUGAUACCAACACCUUGAGGAUUCCAGUUAACCUAGCAGCUAUUCGCAACAAGUGCAUUUGCAGUAACAACAAAAAAUGACACGAGUACUUAAGCACACACUCAGGUGCUUUUCAUCCAUCUAGCCCCACAUGCUUUACCAACGUAAGGAUUAUCCUGAUUUGUUUGCUGUUUUUCUUACUACUGGGGAAGCAGGCAAAGGACUGGGGCCAUGAAGUGGUUUACCCAUGUUUCGGAAAGGCACUGGUAGGACUGGACCCUUGA
Molecule: messenger RNA, 4256 nt
Organism: Alligator sinensis (Chinese alligator)
Lineage: Eukaryota; Metazoa; Chordata; Crocodylia; Alligatoridae
Gene: SLC6A6
Product: solute carrier family 6 member 6
Exons: 14
Coding region: 919-2931 (670 amino acids)
Biological process (GO): neurotransmitter transport; sodium ion transmembrane transport; taurine transmembrane transport
Cellular component (GO): plasma membrane
Molecular function (GO): taurine:sodium symporter activity
Source: RefSeq, a predicted model, not a curated record